AUGGAGAAUAUACAAAAGAUGGAAAAAGCAAAUGCUUCCAUAGCAAGAAGAGAAAGGAGAGCUAUUAUUGAAGAGAAGAGGAAGAAGGCAAGGAUAUCAAACGAAGUUCACACUGGUUCUCAAAAGGAGUGCAGAAAUCCUCUUCAAACAAUAAACUUAAACUCAGACACAUCCUCUUCAGGAGAAAUACAUACAUAUUUAAAAAACAAGAGGAAAGUUGAUGUGUCGAAUCUGUAUGAUAAUAUUAGGACACCAACAAAGAAGAUAAUGGGACCGAUAAUAUCUCGAGAUAGUGAACUAAAUCAUAUGAUGGGAACUCCUUUGUCAAGAAAAGAGAAUAAUAUUUAUUGGAAAAAUGGUGACACAAGCAUACAAACUUCCAUAAGGUUAGAAGGCACGGUCAACAACGAACCUAAUUUGGGUUUUCCUGUAGAAAGAAAUCUAGCAAGCAAGACACCUGACUCGAGAGAUGAUGCCAAGAAUGCCAGACGAGAGAGAGCUUUGAAACUAGCUGGAAAAAGGCAAACCAUUCAUAAAAAAUCUGCGGGAGGCAGGAGAGAUUCUAGCAUUAUUGAACUAGACUUGAGCUCAAUAACAAGUACACAAGAAGUUAGUCUCGAUCAAAGUACAAAUCCAGACAUAGGGAAAAUGAACAAUAUGGAGGUUAAUUCAUUUCGGUGCAGCAAUGAGUUUUCAGUAGAGCAAAGGAAGUUUAUUAGGGGACCAACGACAUCGCCACCAGCUGUAGGAUCCAACACACGAACACUACAAGCUGGAAAAGGUCCUGAAUACUUGAGCAUUGGAGAUCCAAUGCAUCAAUGUGAGUAUUGUAAUGCACUCUUUUGGUAUGAUGAACGCACAAACAAGCACUACAAAGCAACUGAACCUAAAUACACAAAUUGUUGCAAAGGAGGCCAAGUUCAAAUACCCCAUUUACAAGAUGCUCCAAAGGAACUAUACAAUUUGUUGUAUGAAGAUAGUCCUAAAAGCAAGCACUUUCGUGACAACAUUAGAGCUUAUAAUAACAUGUUCCAAUUCACUUCAAUGGGUGCAAAGAUAGACCGAAGCAUCAAUCGCAGCAAAGGACCGGCUACCUUCAUUCUUUGUGGAGAAAAUUAUCACUUGAUGGGUAGCCUCAUACCACCAGAAGGCAAUGUCGCCAAGUUUGCUCAGCUAUAUGUGUAUGAUACACAGAAUGAAAUCCAGAAUCGUAUGAACAUUUUCAGCAGAGCAGAAAACCAGUUAAUUUAUGAAGAUAUUGUAAAGGAUUUAAAGAAGAUGCUAGACGAGCACAAUGUCCUGGUAAAGGCCUUUCGUAUGGUUAGGGAGACGAUGAGAGUUGACUCACGUAAUUCUGUGAAGCUUAGGCUCUUGGGUAAAAGGGGUAAGGAUGGUAGACGCUAUAAUCUUCCGUCAACAAAUGAGAUUGCUGCAUUAAUAAGACAUUGUCGUAGAGACACAGACUGGGAAAUUACAACGGAUUAA
Messenger RNA from Arachis stenosperma, 1485 nucleotides. RefSeq lists its product as uncharacterized. The record is from RefSeq and is a predicted model, not a curated record. Bases 1 to 1485 code for a protein of 494 amino acids. The transcript has 9 exons. NCBI's taxonomy places the organism in Eukaryota, Viridiplantae, Streptophyta, Magnoliopsida, Fabales, Fabaceae.